UUCAAGACUUCAUUGUGCUAACUUCAUUGUGCUAGGCUAAAGCAGCUGCACUUCUAGCUCGAUAACUUCAGGAGACUUCGGAUAUUGACAUAGCACUCACUGCUAAACUAUGGCAGAAGACAAGAACAUUUUUCUAAGAGCGAAACACCGGAUGUAUGAGGGUUUAACGGAAGAUGAGGAGAAAGAGUGGAGUGGGCCAUUUUGCUUCAUCCAGGCGGCUGACCCGCAGCUGGGUCUGAUGAAGGCUUGGAGGUUGGGAGACUGUGAUAAAGGAGGAGAUGAAUGGGCAGAGGAGGUGCAGCUCACCAAGCAGGCUGUCGAGGCCAUCAACAAACUGCAGCCCCGGCCCCGCUUUGUUGUUCUCUGUGGGGAUUUGAUCCAUGCCAUGCCAGGUUGCCAAUUCAGAGAGGAGCAGGAGAGGGACCUGAAGGAUGCACUGCGGGCCACCGAUCCGGACAUUCCACUUGUGUUUGUCAGUGGGAACCAUGACCUGGGCAACACUCCCACUCCGGACACGGUGGAGCAGUAUUGCCGCGCCUGGGGUGAUGACUACUUCAGUUUCUGGGUGGGUGGAGUGCUGUGCCUGGUGUUGAACUCCCAACUGUUCUUUGACGCAUCAGGCUGCCCUCAGCUGGAGGAAGCUCAUGAGGCCUGGCUGGAGAAACAGCUACAGAAAGCAGCUGAGAGCUCAGCACGGCACGUCGUUAUCUUCCAGCACAUUCCACUCUACCUGAGAACUCCAGACGAGGAGGACGACUACUUCAAUCUGCAGAGAGCCAAGAGAGAGAAUCUGAUUCACAGAUUCUGCCAAGCAGGUGUGAAAGCUGUGUUCUCGGGUCACUACCAUCGCAAUGCGGGUGGGUGCCAUGCAGGACUGGACAUGGUGGUGAGCUCAGCUAUCGGCUGCCAGCUGGGCGAGGACAUGCAUGGGGUCCGGGUGGUGGUGGUGACCGCUGAUAAGAUCAUCCAUCGCUACCACACUCUGGACCAGCUGAGUGAGAAGGGCAUAGAUGAAGAUCUGAAGAAGCUCUUAUCUUAACUGAAAGUUGCAGGCAGACUUUUUGACCUUUGUGGUUCCUUUUUGGAUUAUAUUUGUUGGUUCUAGAUCAGUAGAAAAGAACAAAGUCUGCUUUCAACUGGCAACGCCUCUGAACAAAAGCAGCCAUUUUGUGUCAAUAUCCAGAAGGCAUCUGAAUAAUAAGCUUCUGCACACAGCAGGAGAAGGCAGUGAAAAAUCACUAUAUCUUAAGAUGUCGUCAGAAUGCUGUUUCCAUUCUGCAUUUCAAAUUCCUUAGUUGCUAUAAUGUUUUGGUCUUUCCUGUCAGAAAUAAGAGGUUUAGGGAUGUAAUUUCAAGCAUUAGCAAUAUAACUGUCUCUCUUUUCAUCUUCCAUACCUUAAUCAAACAUCUUGACAUUUGAAUCAGGCAAAUGUACUCGAGAAUCCCCUAUUCCUUUAAACCCACAUCACCAAAUCACACUAAUAAGCAAGUGCAUGUAGUGUUCAAGCUAGUCGUUUGGUGAUUUCAUCCUCUGUGUCCAAGCCCAUUACGCUCUCCCAACUCCAAGAGGUGAGAAGAGGCAAUCUCCAUGGCAACCAUUGAAAGACAUGACAGUUAAGACUGUAACUUACAGAGACUCAUUCAGUCAUCAGAAACCGUUGCUGAUUUCCAUCUCACACUUGUGGUUUUAUCUCUCAGGUUCACAAUCCACUUUGAUGAUUUGAUGCAGGGGAAAAAAAAAAAAUGCUGAAGUCUUUGUCGAGCCAGGGUGUGUGUACUCAUUUAGCUCCAUCUGCCUUUGUAAUAUACGAACCAACCCUGCCAGUUGUGAAGGGGAACAUCAUGAGAGAUCAAUGCUCUGCAUUGCCCUAGGCCAUCCUUUUUUGUAACGUUUUGUUUAAAAUACACAGUGUAUAGUAAUACCAAUCAUUAGCCCUAGAACCAAUGUUUAUGGAAGCACCUUUGGGGAUCCUCAUGUUGCCAGAUGUGUGCAUAAUCGCAGGAAUGUAAAUAAGAGCUAAAUGUCACAGAGAUUACAAUAAACGUUUUAUCUCAUAUUUAGACUGUUACAACAGUUCUUUCACCUUUUCACUGUGUUGACCUGAAUAAUCUCUGUAAAAAAGAUAUGUUUUAAACAAUGCAUUUUUCAUACUAGUAGUGAAACUGAGCCAAGAACAACAGUCCAUACUGGAAAAUAUUAUAUAUUAUUUUUUUAGAUUCUUUUUAGUAUGGAGUCAAAUGAAUAAUUUUUAAUUAUUAAGAAGUUAUUUGUUUUUCCUGUUAUGUUCAAUAUUUACAGAUGUGUAAUCAUAUUUUGAACUCAUUGUAUUGUGAUAUUUUUAUGUCACCGGACUUCUACAUUUGCAAUAAAUGUUUUGUGGACUCCAGACAGAAUGUGUUA
Messenger RNA from Pangasianodon hypophthalmus (striped catfish), 2400 nucleotides. RefSeq names its product calcineurin-like phosphoesterase domain containing 1 (gene cpped1). The transcript is spliced from 4 exons. Gene Ontology annotation, molecular function: hydrolase activity. Bases 110 to 1039 code for a protein of 309 amino acids. Lineage: Eukaryota; Metazoa; Chordata; Actinopteri; Siluriformes; Pangasiidae. The record is from RefSeq and is a predicted model, not a curated record.